This is a messenger RNA of Eimeria necatrix, 423 nucleotides long. RefSeq lists its product as hypothetical. NCBI's taxonomy places the organism in Eukaryota, Apicomplexa, Conoidasida, Eucoccidiorida, Eimeriidae. The transcript has a single exon. Bases 1 to 423 code for a protein of 140 amino acids. The record is from RefSeq and is a predicted model, not a curated record.
AUGCCCGUUUUGGAAGAAAAGGACGACGUGGGGGCGGACGACGCGUCAUCCCAGCACAUUGGGAAGACCAAAGCAGUGCUUCAACUCCGGCCUGCUCCCACAAAGCUGUCUUCUUUCCCCUGGGCUUUUGGCGACUUUGUUGCAACUGAUAUUUCUGCUGAUACAGGGCCCUUUGCCACCGAUGCCAAAUGUUUUGAUAUGGUUAGACGAAAUGCCUUCUUACACGCAUCUGAAAGUGUCAAUGGUGCGGGGAGGUUUAAGUUCUUUAGGUACAGGCCCACAUCUUACAGCAGCUGCCUUAAUGCCCUUCCCCAGUUGCCUACUUUCAACGGAGAGUAUAGCUGCUUUCAGGAGGGCGCAGCAACAAGUGAACGGGACAGAGAUGCACUCACCAUUGGCAAGUUUGAGCUGCUAGCAUUCUAA